GCAUCUUCUGCCGUCGGGACGGGAUUGGCUGGGCCUUGGUCCCGCCCUCCUUUCCGCGCGGCCUCUCAUCACCACCAGUUACAUUCCAGCUGUUGGGAUUGGAGUUGGAAGUUCGAGACGGGCUCCCACCCUCCCUCGCCAUUGUCUUUGGCGCGCGGUGACCCCUCCCCUCAUGUCAUGGCUUCUUCCGAUGUGGCUCGGCAGCUGUACUAUCAACCUGAUAUUGGAAUGAGAGGACCCUUUACUUCACCAACAGAUAAUCAUGAUGCAGGAAAAAAGAAUUGUCGAUCCUUAUUCUUGUCCGGCCAUGUUGGUUUUGAUAGUUUACCAGAUCAAUUGGUUAACAAAUCUAUCCAUCAGGGAUUUUGCUUCAACAUUCUCAGUAUUGGAGAAACAGGAAUUGGAAAAUCAACUUUGAUUGAUACCUUAUUCAAUACCUCUUUUGACGAUCAUGUGUCAACACACUUUCAGCCAAAUGUGAGGCUUAAAGCUCAGACUUAUGAGCUUCAGGAAAGCAAUGUCCGAUUGAAGCUGACAAUUGUAAAUACAGUUGGAUUUGGGGACCAGAUAAACAAAGAUGAUAGUUAUCAGCCAAUUGUGGAUUAUAUUGAUGCACAAUUUGAGGCCUACCUCCAGGAAGAGCUGAAAAUUAAGCGUUCCUUAUAUAAUUAUCAUGAUACUCGCAUCCAUGUGUGCCUGUAUUUCAUUUCACCCACAGGGCAUUCCCUUAAAACUCUUGAUUUAUUAACAAUGAAAAAUCUUGACAGUAAGGUGAACAUUAUUCCAGUUAUAGCCAAAGCAGACACAAUUUCCAAAUCUGAACUGCAGAAAUUUAAGAUCAAAAUCAUGAGUGAGCUGGUCAGUAACGGAGUUCAAAUAUACCAGUUUCCAACAGAUGAUGAAAGCAUUGCUAAAAUUAAUGCUACCAUGAAUGGACACUUGCCAUUUGCUGUAGUGGGGAGUACAGAAGAGCUAAAGAUUGGUAACAAAGUUGUAAAGGCUCGUCAGUAUCCUUGGGGCAUUGUGCAAGUGGAGAAUGAGAACCACUGUGAUUUCGUGAAACUUCGGGAAAUGUUGAUUUGUACAAACAUGGAAGAUCUCAGGGAACAGACUCAUAUGCGUCACUAUGAAUUGUAUCGACGAUGCAAACUGGAAGAAAUGGGUUUCCGAGACACUGGUCCAGAAAACAAACCUGUUAGGGUGCCAGAUAGCAGGAAGACCAGUUAUAGAGAAAGUCUACAGGAGACAUAUGAAGCUAAAAGACAUGAAUUUAUUGGAGAAUUAGAACAGAAACAAGAAGAAAUGAGACAAAUGUUUGUGCAAAGAGUCAAAGAGAAAGAAGCACUGCUAAAAGAAGCAGAGCGAGAAGAUCUAAUAAAGGGUUUUACCCUGUUUGGUUAA
Notechis scutatus (mainland tiger snake) is the source of this 1401-nucleotide messenger RNA. The record is from RefSeq and is a predicted model, not a curated record. Lineage: Eukaryota; Metazoa; Chordata; Lepidosauria; Squamata; Elapidae.